Molecule: messenger RNA, 300 nt
Organism: Tauraco erythrolophus (red-crested turaco)
Lineage: Eukaryota; Metazoa; Chordata; Aves; Musophagiformes; Musophagidae
Source: RefSeq, a predicted model, not a curated record
AGCGAGUGGGGCGGGAAAGACCGGGAAAACCGGGAGGAGCUGCGGGACGAACGCGCCUGGUACCUGGUUGCCCGCGAGCCGGGCGCCGGCCCCGUCGCCUUCUCCCAUUUCCGCUUCGACGUGGAGUGCGGUGACGAGGUCCUGUACUGCUACGAGGUGCAGCUGGAGAGCCGGGUGCGGCGGCGGGGGCUGGGCAAGUUCCUGCUGCAGAUCCUGCAGCUGGUGGCCAACAGCACGCAGAUGAAGAAGGUGAUGCUGACGGUCUUCAAGCACAACCACGGCGCCUACCAGUUCUUCCGG